UCCGGAUCCGUUACGACCCACUUUCGUCACUGCGAGAAGAUGCGCUUGUUCCUCACUCUUAUGCUACUGUCUUUGGCGCUGUUGGCUGCAACAGAUGCCUACACCAGUCCGAGGUUCAUCCUAAAACAUAGGUCUAGUGGGCGGUGCUAUGACUACGUAAAUUGGUGGAGACUUGGUCAUCACUAUGAGAAAUUCCGAGCAGACAAGUGCGACAAAGCAGAUGAACUGGUAUGGGAGCAAGUGGAAGGGCACUAUGGCUAUCUAAAAGUGGUUGGUACGAAAGGCCAUUGUCUGGGUCCUUGGGGUAGUUGGGCCAAGCCUGGCGAUAACACUGCCAUUUUCCCGCAUAAAAACUGCUAUUCCUCUGCGAUGUUCACAAUCGACGAGGAGAACGGCUACAUCAGACAUGCUGGGGGAAGUUAUGUCCAUCCGUAUCCCUUCAACAGCGAAAAACCGAACUGGCAGUCGGACCUGAUCAUACACAAAGGUACAAAUUACAACAAUAAGUUUGAUUUUGUGCAGAAAAAUAACCAUAACGCCAAGGUCACGGUCAUCCCAAAGCCCAAUGUGUCCGGAUCCUGGAAAAAGGUCACCUGCUGGGCGGACGUACACAAAGGUGAGCUCAAGUAUUCGGUGAAAGUCGGCACCAGCAAAUCCUCUUCCUCGACCACGACACACGCUUGGGAAGUCUCAUUCUCAGUUGCCUUCCUAAUCAUUCAAUCCAGCACCAAGUACAGCGGUUCGUUCUCGUCCACAUACCAGGAACAAUGGCACACAGAAUCUACCAUAGAGAGAACAAUCAAAAUUGACCAAGAUGGCGGCACCGUGUGUAUCUGGCAAUGGAUCUACACAUUUGACCAAUUUCAGGAUACCUUCACAUUCAGAUCUUUCACUCUACGCGAGACCCGCAGCGAAACGGCUCCUACGCAAGUCCCCAUGGGUAAAAAGUAGAAAAUCCCUUUUCAACUUGUUAUUGCUUGUAGGAAGUUGAAUUCUCAGAAUUUAUAUUCUGUACGGAUUUUCAGCUUUCCUUCAUUUUUGUUAAUAUCCAGUUAUAUUCCCAAUCAAGCUCGUUGUUAUUGGAGGACUUCCAAAGGUUUGAUAGUAAUGAAAAUAAA
This is a messenger RNA of Lingula anatina, 1118 nucleotides long. RefSeq lists its product as uncharacterized. The record is from RefSeq and is a predicted model, not a curated record. Lineage: Eukaryota; Metazoa; Brachiopoda; Lingulata; Lingulida; Lingulidae.